Molecule: messenger RNA, 1329 nt
Organism: Exserohilum turcica Et28A
Lineage: Eukaryota; Fungi; Ascomycota; Dothideomycetes; Pleosporales; Pleosporaceae
Exons: 5
Coding region: 1-1329 (442 amino acids)
Biological process (GO): base-excision repair
Cellular component (GO): nucleus
Molecular function (GO): zinc ion binding; DNA N-glycosylase activity; damaged DNA binding
Source: RefSeq, a predicted model, not a curated record
AUGACCAUCUGGCGCACGGUCACUAUCGCCGAAGUGGCACGUAUUGUGCACUUCCUGAAGAAACAUGCUGUCGGAAAGACGAUACAGGCGGUAAAAACGCAAGAAGACAAUAUUGUCUAUGGGAAAGUGGGAACCUCUGCAUCAGCCUUCCAAGAAGCAAUGUCCGGCAAGAAGAUAGUAGACGCGCGACAGCAGGGCAAAUAUUUCUGGCUCGUCAUGGACAAGCCGCCACACCCUGUGAUGCAUUUUGGCAUGUCUGGCUGGAUGAAGUUCAGCAACGACGAAACAGCCUACUACCGACCGACCAAGCCAGAGGAAGCAGAGUGGCCACCCAAGUACUGGAAGUUCAUUCUGCAGCUGAAAGAAGAACCAAAAAAUGAAGUCGCAUUCGUAGAUGCAAGACGACUGGCUCGGAUUAGGCUGGUGGAUGCUGCUGCGGAAGAUAUGAGGAAGACGACCCCCUUGAAGGAAAAUGGACCAGACCCCGUGAUUGACAAGGACAUUCUGACCGUUGAAUGGCUGAGCAAGAAGCUGAGGAGUAAGAAGGUGCCCGUCAAGGCACUGCUGCUGGAUCAAGCCAACAUAUCGGGCAUAGGCAACUGGGUUGGCGACGAGGUCAUGUAUCAGGCCAAACUGCAUCCCGAGCAAUACAGCAACACUUUCACCGACGAGCAAGUCAAGCGACUACAUGAUGCCAUCAUGUAUGUUUGCGACACAGCUGUAGAAGCCAAUGGAGACUCGGACAGCUUCCCCGAGAAUUGGCUCAUGAAGCAUCGCUGGGGCAAAGGAAAGAAAGAGGGCAGCAAGCUUCCGACUGGCGAGAAGAUUACAUUUCUCAAGGUUGGUGGUCGGACUUCGGCUAUCGUUCCGAGCAUCCAGAAGAAGACAGCAGCUGUUGCUGGCGAUGUUUCCGAUGAUGCAGAGGGAGGGGACAACGAAGAGGACACGAAGCCUAAGAAGGGUAACAAGAGGAAGGCUGAGGAUAUCAAGAAGGAAAAUGACGAAGCUGAGGAAGAGGCACCCGCUAAGGCCAAGGGAGGGCGCAAGAAUGCUAAGAAAGCUGCCGUCAAAGAGGAAGAAGCCGCUGCUGAAGAAAAGCUACCAGCAAAACCGAAGCGUGCUAGUAAGAAGGUCAAGGAAGAAGUCAAGGAAGAAGUCAAAGCGGAAGCCGAAGAGGAGACGACUGAUGAAGUUGAAGAAAAGCAGCCGGAUAAGAAGCGCAAGACCACGGCUAAUGGCACGACAAAGCAGAAGAAGACUGCUGCCAAAGCGGAGAAAAAGAGCGAGGAUACAGGGGGAAAGCGGCGGUCAGGGCGCUUGUCCAAGUAA